This is a messenger RNA of Diaporthe citri, 534 nucleotides long. RefSeq lists its product as uncharacterized. The transcript has a single exon. Bases 1 to 534 code for a protein of 177 amino acids. NCBI's taxonomy places the organism in Eukaryota, Fungi, Ascomycota, Sordariomycetes, Diaporthales, Diaporthaceae. The record is from RefSeq and is a predicted model, not a curated record.
AUGCGUUUCAAUACCUUCACAUCUUUCGCCCUCAUCCUUGCCGGCGUCGUCAGCGCGCUGCCAACCUCCUCAGGCGCUCAGGGGCUCGAGGUACGCGAGGCGGCUCUCGGUAACUCCGAAGAUGCCUCCGACGUCUACGCCCGCGACACCUCCGAUGACGUCUAUGUCCGUGAGGCUGCCGCCGCCGCUGCUGGCGUAGUCGACACCGGCCUGGCUCUCGACGCGCGAGCCAAGUACAAAGCUAGCAAGAUCGACCUAGACUUCCCUAAGAAGCUGGAUCGUGGUUCGAUCGCGCAGAAUCAGCGCGAGACGGCGACCGACUUGGCCAAGAAGGCCUUGUUCCAGGCUGAUUGCACGGCUGGUAAAGUCAUUUAUGGGUGGCACGAUGAGAACACGGAGGACCCCGUUGAGCACUUCACUGUCAAGCCUACCAAAGGCGACGGCGUGGGGAAAGGCAAUAUCCAUGUCCACCGCGACGGUAGCUGGACCCAGGGCGCUGGUGGUAAGGCCAACCACGGUGACGGGAAGGUCUAG